Molecule: messenger RNA, 6377 nt
Organism: Scleropages formosus (Asian bonytongue)
Lineage: Eukaryota; Metazoa; Chordata; Actinopteri; Osteoglossiformes; Osteoglossidae
Gene: gabbr1b
Product: gamma-aminobutyric acid (GABA) B receptor, 1b
Exons: 24
Coding region: 866-3886 (1006 amino acids)
Biological process (GO): gamma-aminobutyric acid signaling pathway; G protein-coupled receptor signaling pathway
Cellular component (GO): membrane; G protein-coupled receptor heterodimeric complex
Molecular function (GO): G protein-coupled GABA receptor activity
Source: RefSeq, a predicted model, not a curated record
GAGGGGGUGAGAGACAGAGGGGAAGAAGGGACCGCCGACCCGUGCUUCGUCGUCUUGUCUUUACUCUGAUUUAUAAACCCGUCAGGUUUAGAAAUGGAAGCCCUCUGAUUUUUUUUUUUUUUUAAAUUAAACACGAACAUUUAUUGGCUGAGGAAAAAUGCCACUUUUUACUUGAUAAAUGUCGUCAGAAACGCCGUUUUCGGCCGACUCGUUUCUGAGGUAAAAUAACGCGGCACUGCUUGACCGAGAGAGAAGCGUUCGUGUGGAGUGAGCCUUCCCUCAGCCUCAGCAUCCAGCUUCACACACGGUCCUCCCGAACUCAAAAUUCGUCUCGUUCGUCGUUUUCAUCUCUCAGGAAACAUAUUUAUUUGUGACCGAACGGGCUUUAGCCGCAGCUUGAAAACCGAGCAAUACAAGAACGGGAAGAAAUGAGGCACAGACAGAUGUAGCGACAGAUAUUUAAAUGAUAGAUAUUAUCUGACUAGUUUUGGUUCGCGCCUAGCGCAUUUGGUGAACAGAAAAAUGUUACAUAUCAUAUAUUUUAUUCAAAAGUAUAUUCAUUCAGCUCUUGUCAGUCAAGGGUUCAGCUGUUGAAUUUCUAUGUAGCUCACAGCAGCAGGCUAGCUAGAAAUAUAGCAACAUAUAUAUAUACCGUUCUUACCUUCAUGAUUCUUCCGUCCAAGAGAACAUUUUGCUUUUCUUUUUUGCCUGAACGUGCACUCUGUGCUCUGUUUUCUUGCAAGUUAAUGUUUUAAUUGUCACAUGAUUUUCAGUAGCUCUGUAGUAUGCACACACACAAGAAAAUCCUCGUUCAAAAGCAAAACAAUUAAUUUUAUUGAAGAAACUGUAAAACCAAGUGCUGAAGAUGAACUAUCUGAAGAGCCUGUGUAGAGGAAUGGCCCAAUAUCUGCUUCUUUUUAUCUUUACUGUUCUCCCUACCAUCACUGUGGCUACACAUAACACAACAUCUGGAGGCUGUGCAAUCAUUCGCCCACCGAGAGAUGGAGGAAUCCGGUACCGCGGGUUAACGCAGGAGCAGAUCCGCAGUGUGCAGAUUCUACCAGUGGACUAUGAGAUUGAGUACAUCUGCCGGGGGAAUCGGGUGAUUGUGGGGCCCAAAGUCAGGAAGUGUCUUCCCAAUGGCACCUGGACAGACCUCACACUGCGCAGCAGAUGCUUGCUCAUGUGCCCACGCGUGUGGACAUCCUUAGAAAAUGGGCAGGUGACAGUGUUACCCCCAGGGCCACCAGUGGAGGGGACAGUGUUGCAGUACAACUGCCUGACAGGCUUCCGACUGGUGGGCCGCAACUCCACACUGUGCACCAAACUGGGAAAAUGGGACUCACCCAAACCUGUCUGUCACUAUGAUCGCCAUUACUCAGGCAAGAAGAAACUGUACAUAGGGGCCCUGUUCCCCAUGAGCGGAGGUUGGCCUGGAGGUCAGGCGUGUCUCCCCUCUGCCCAGAUGGCUCUGGACUUGGUCAACAAGAGGACAGACAUCCUGCCCGACUACGAGCUGGAGCUUAUAUACUACGACAGCAUGUGUGACCCAGGUGAAGCCACCAAACUUCUCUACGACCUCCUCUACACGGAGCCCAUUAAGAUUGUGUUGAUGCCUGGCUGCAGCUCAGUCUCCACACUGGUGGCCGAGGCGGCUCGCAUGUGGAACCUCAUUGUGCUGUCCUACGGCUCCAGCUCCCCGGCCCUCUCCAAUCGGCAGCGCUUCCCCACCUUCUUCCGCACACACCCCUCUGCCACCCUGCACAACCCCACUCGUGUGCAGCUCUUCCAGAAGUGGAAGUGGACAAAGAUUGCCACUAUCCAGCAAACCACUGAGGUCUUCACAUCUACUCUGGAUGAUCUGGAGCAGAGGGUGAAGGAAGCUGGCAUUGAGAUCAGCGUACGACAGAGCUUCCUCACUGACCCUGCAGUGGCUGUCAAGAACCUCAAGCGUCAGGAUGCCAGGAUCAUCGUGGGCCUCUUCUAUGAAACAGAGGCCAGGAAAGUGUUCUGUGAGGUUUUCAAAGAAAAGCUCUAUGGAAAGAAGUACGUGUGGUUCCUAAUUGGCUGGUAUGCAGACAACUGGUUCAAAAUCAAGGACCCUUCCAUCAACUGCACCGUUGAGAACAUGACGGAAGCCGUGGAGGGACAUGUCACCACAGAGAUUGUCAUGCUCAACCCAGAGACAGUCCGUGGGGCAUCGAACCUGACAUCCCAGGAGUUCUUGGAGCAGCUGAUGUCCAGGCUGGGGGGCAAGAACCCUGAGGAGACAGGGGGCUUCCAGGAAGCACCGCUGGCCUACGAUGCUGUGUGGGCCCUGGCGCUGGCCCUCAACAAGACUGUAGAGCCCCUGAAGGCCAAGGGCCGCCGACUGGAAGACUUCAACUACAACAACCACGACAUCACAGCCGAGAUCUACCGGGCACUGAACACCAGCUCCUUUGAGGGAGUGUCGGGCCACGUAGUGUUUGAUGCCCAGGGUUCGAGAAUGGCCUGGACCCUUAUUGAACAACUGCAAGGUGGAAGCUAUAAGAAGAUUGGUUACUACGACAGCACCAAGGGCAACCUUUCCUGGUUUGGCAAUGACAAGUGGAUAGGCGGGGCGCCACCUGCUGACCAGACCGUGGUCAUCGAGGAGUUCAGGUUCCUGUCUCAGAAGCUGUUUGUGUCUGUGUCCGUGUUCGCCGGCCUGGGCAUCUUGCUCGGGAUCGUGUGCCUCACGUUCAACAUCUACAACAGUAACGUCAGGUACAUCCAGAACUCACAGCCCUACCUGAACAACAUGACCGCUGUGGGCUGCAUGCUGUCUCUGGCUGCUGUCUUUCCUCUUGGCAUUGAUGGGCUCCAUGUACACAGGGUUCGGUUCCCUGUUGUUUGCCAGUUCCGGCUGUGGCUGCUGGGACUGGGCUUCAGCCUAGCUUAUGGCAGCAUGUUCACCAAGAUCUGGUGGGUGCACACAGUCUUCACCAAGAAGGAUGAGAAGAAGGACAAGAGGAAGCACCUGGAGCCCUGGAAGCUCUACGCCACUGUGGGUGUUCUGUUGGGCAUUGACAUCCUGUCACUCAUGAUCUGGCAGAUUGUGGACCCCUUACACAUCACUGUGGAGAAGUUCACUCGAGAAGCACCAAAAGGAGACCUGGAUGUCUUGAUCCAGCCGUUAUUGGAGCACUGCAGCUCAGAGAAGAUGAACACAUGGCUUGGGGUGGUGUAUGGAUACAAGGGAUUGCUGCUUUUGUUGGGCAUUUUCCUGGCCUACGAGACCAAGUCGGUGUCCACGGAGAAGAUAAAUGACCACCGCGCCGUGGGAAUGGCCAUCUAUAAUGUGGCAGUUCUCUGUAUGAUCACAGCACCCGUCACCAUGAUCCUCUCCUCCCAGCAAGACGCCUCCUUCGCUUUUGCCUCUCUGGCCAUUGUCUUCUCCGUCUACAUCACUCUGGUAGUGCUCUUCAUCCCCAAGAUGCGACGGCUCAUCACUCGCGGGGAAUGGCAGUCAGAGCAGCAGGAAACCAUGAAGACUGGCUCCUCCACCAAUAACAACGAUGAGGAGAAGUCGCGGCAGCUGGAAAGAGAGAACAAGGAGCUGCAGAAGAUCAUACAGGAAAAAGAGGAGAGGGUGUCGGAACUGCGGAACCAGCUGACUGAAAGACAAGCGCUACGCUCCAGGAGGCGUCUUUCUGGCCAAAACCAGAACCACAGCACCCCCGCGCCCCCUGCCUCCCAGAAUGACCCUAAAUCCCUGCUGCCCCCACCCGGAUACCCCCUCCCGUCAUCUGACAACCACUCCCUCCCACCUUCCUUCUCUAACUCCUCCAACCUCUACCAGCCCGACGGCAAGAUAGGUCGCAACAACUGCCACACCAGCCGGCUGCAGCUACUCUACAAGUGAUGGAGGAGUGAGGCAGGAGGGAAGGAGAGCAGAGAGGAGUGAAAAAGGGUUUAAGCAAGAGGAGUGGAAGGACUGUGAAUGGGAGGAACCAUUAUGAUUCAGGGGUGCAAUGUGAGGGGUCUCAAAUGGGACAUGAAGGCAUUGCCUAAGAAGAGCAAACAAAGUGACACGAGAUAUGGAUGAAGAAGUGGAAAAGGAAUAUGGUUGCGAUUAAGCAAUAGAAAUGAGGGGUAAGACAGAAUGUUCCAGGAGGUGAGGAUUUUGGUGAGAAUUACAGUUUUCCCUCGAUUUUACUUCAUCUCUUUCUGGGUGUAAAUGCAGGGCUUGGUCUUUUGUACACACUAAGCCUUCCCACAUUUUUUCAACACAUUUCUUACUACUGCAUGAAAUGUAUUACAUGUUUACUGGAAAAAAUUCAUAUAUGUGUGACCGUCAUGAAGGGGAUGUAGUCAUGGUGCUUAGAUGGUCUUAUGGAUCUUCUAAGCAUUUGCCACAAGUCCUUCCAUGAGGUGACUCCUGGGAUGAGAAGACUCCCUCUUAUUUUUAUGAAGUGAAUGGCAACUGUUUCUUCGAAGAGGCCUGUGUGUGUAACACAGGCAGUGGUGCUGGGGGUGGAUUAAAGUUGCUUUUCAACAGGUGGCUGAGCUAUAUAUGAAACACAAGAUUGUUUCUCCAGUUAGCAAAUCAUGAAUUUUUGUCCCGCUCCUGAAUGCUGAGACCAGCUCAUCCUGAAGUUCAGAAGGACCUGGUUUGCCCCUCCCUCAGUCAUUGUGUUAAAGGUGACUCUUAGGGCUCUGCUUGUGUCAGGAAACUAUUUUAAAUGUUUGUGAAUGAAGGGACAGUUUGGACAAAGCGAGUGUUAUGAGGGUAAUCAAGUAUGUUGGAUUAAUAGACCCUGACAAUGAAUGAUGAAGAUGACUGCACUGAACCAAAUACACACAACAACUCCUGGUUGGGUUGACUGCCCAAGGUGCUGUCUGUGUGCUGUGUGACUAAUUAUAAAGAAUUACUGCACAAUGGUUUUACAUGCUAAAUUAACUUGAAAACACACACAGAUUUUCUGCAUAAACCUAAGAUGUUUAGGAGGAAGUUUUUUUUUCUCAUUUGUUUGCAAUAAUAUCACUGUAAAGUAAACAUGUUCAUGCCUCCUGCACUUGUAUUUGUAUCUGCCGAUGAAGUCCAAAAGCAAUAUCGAAGAGGUGCGGGCAAACCAAGGACUUCUUUGUGGAACUUCGUCCCAUUCCAUCUUAGCAUUGCUUGAGACCUCUUUUAGUUGUAGGCGGAGCUGUAUAGUAGGCAGAACUCUGUUGUAGCUGGAGCUCUGUUGAAGGUGGGGCUCUGUUGUAGGCGGAGCUAUUUUAAGCACAAACUCAAACCGGUGAACUCCCUUGUCCUGCGUUUCUCUCAAACUGCUCCUUGAGAAGCAAGAUCUAGCUGUCUGCCCAGCAGUUGCCAAUCUAAUCAUCACCUCUCUGCCCAACCUGUAUUAUCCAUUGAUCAACCCAUUAUUGAUUAUUAUUCAGUGCAGAGUUCUGUGUUCCUGAACCUAGUCCAGAAGCAUAGGAUGUGCCAACCUGUGUUAUGUGGAGAAUUAGGGAUGCAUGGUAGUAACCAGAGGCUAGAAAAAUUCAGUAACAGUCAGAAUGUUCAUAUGUCCUUCUUUCUGUAGCGUUUUGUUCUGGGUGACCAGGACAUCCGGGAAAAGUUUUACUGUGCUGGAAAACAGAAGGCACUGUACGGCGCAGGGUUGUUUGGUGACUUGUGAAAUGCACUUUGUUUCUUUGACAUUUCAGAGUUUUCUGAUACUGCUCACGUCUCCCGAAAUUUGUGAAUCCGUCACUAAUGUUGAGGGCAUCCUUGUGCUUUAGAAUUAACCUGCAGUCUCACAGAUCCAUCCUGUGCCAUUAUUUGAGCAUUCAUCAUCCAGUGUCCAUCAUGUCACAGCACACCAGGCAUAUUGCACACUCCCUUUCUGGAAUGGAGGCCCCUUGUGCCUGGAAAGCGUAAAAAAAUGCGACCGUGUUACGCUCUGUUACACUCUGUUACACCAUGUUUAAUGUUAAGUUAUUGCUGUGCUUCCUGUGUUUCCGUGGUAACAGUCCGAGGAGCUACUUUUACCCUACCAAGCUUUGUGGUUAACUUUACAAAGUAGAGGAAACCUUUAAGUUCUAUAGCAGCUUACAGGCGUAUGAAAAGCUUUGUAAAUGGAAACGAGAGUUAUUCAGCGUUCAGGCCCGAGCAGGAAGCGGGGGGGGGGGGGGGGGGGGCACAGGGGCCUGCAUAUGGUUUAAAGUUUAUCAUUUUUGCAGCAGACAUAUCUUUCUGUUCCUGCUGUCCUCUUUGCUGAUGUUUUUGUGAGACACCUGUUGCUCACAACCUCACUCUCUGUCUUCUUUUAUGUUGGUUAAUGUAUUUUUCAUUUUUCUGACUUUUUUUAAAAUGAAACCUACCUGCCUAUCAAUAUUUGUCCAAUAGAAUACUGUAAUAAUGC